CGCGCUGGGGCACCGUAGUGCUUUCACCUAGCUUAGAUGGGCUGGGCUGAGCGGCUAACCCAGAAAGGGACCCCGAUGGCUGCGGUCUUCCUGGUAACACUCUACGAGUACUCUCCGCUCUUUUAUAUCGCAGUGGUCUUUACCUGCUUCGUCGUGACCACUGGCCUGGUGCUGGGAUGGUUUGGUUGGGAUGUUCCAGUAAUCCUGAGAAAUUCAGAAGAGACCCAGUUCAGCACAAGAGUUUUCAAGAAGCAAAUGAGACAAGUGAAAAAUCCCUUUGGCUUAGAGAUCAUCAACCCCUCAUCAGCUUCAAUCACAACUGGCAUAACCUUGACAACAGACUGCCUCGAGGACAGCCUCCUUACGUGCUACUGGGGCUGCAGUGUCCAAAAAUUACACGAGGCGCUGCAGAAGCAUGUGUCUUGCUUCAGAAUCAGCACUCCCCAGGCUCUAGAAGAAGCUCUCUACAGCGAGUACCUCUACCAGGAGCAGCAUUUCACUAAGAAGGACAGCAAAGAAGAAAUUUAUUGCCAGUUACCAAGUGACGCCAAAAUUGAAGACUUUGGUACGGUUCCCCGCUCUCGAUACCCGCUGAUAGCAUUGCUGACCUUAGCUGAGAAGGAUAACCGGGACAUUUACGAUAUUAUUUCAAUGGUGUCAGUAAUUCAUAUUCCUGAUAAGACUUACAAGCUUUCCUGCAGGAUACUAUAUCAGUAUUUACUCCUGGCUCAAGGUCAAUUUCAUGUUCUUAAGCAACUUUACAUGUCUGCAAACAGUAAUUCCACUCCCACGAGCAGCCCUUCUUCAGAAGAGCGGAGCACAAACCACAGCUCGUUGGAAAAGGCCGGCCUUGGCGAGAGCGAGGUGGAGCCCCCCGAGGAGAGCAGCAGGGACUGCGUGGUCUGCCAAAAUGGGCCUGUGAACUGGGUGCUCCUGCCCUGCAGACACACAUGCUUGUGUGACGGCUGCGUCAGGUAUUUCCAGCAGUGCCCCAUGUGCAGACAGUUCGUGCAGGAAUCUUUUGCACUUUGCAGUCAAAGAGAACAUGAUAAGGACAAAAAGAAACCUAUGUGAAGAUGUGGGUACAACUGCGAAGUCCACUUCCCGCUGCAGGUCCAGCAUCUUGUGUCUGUGGCUCUCAUCAUAACUUGGAAUCUACAGUAUUGACCAUCAGUGGAAAUGAUAUUCUAACCUUGUAUUUAUACAGCACAUGGGUGGUAAAAAUGAAUCCUCUCUGCUUGGCGUAGUAAAUGCUGGAAUAUAUAUAUAUAUAUAUAUAAAAUCACUCAACUAGAGAAUGUGAAUGUUUGGCCUUUUGUCACCUAGAAGAUUGCAGAUAUUACCGAUGAAAAUUACAUACUAAAUAAAAGUCCGUCUAAAGUUUGAGGAGGUAAAAGUCUUACAUUGACAAAAUGGUUUCCUUCGACAUAUUCUGGAGUAUAAUUAGGAAAAUAAUAAUUCUUGUGGUUAGUAGCUCAAGGCAUGACCACUUACGCUAUGAGAGCCCCUGUGAGAUAAUAAUUCUUAAAGUGAUUGUGUGACACGCUGCCCCACCCCCACCCCAAUUUUACCAAGGACUUGGAAAAAGCUUUUUCACUUGUAAGCCUUUCUGAAAACACCAUUUUGAAAAAAACACCCGUUCGUGUGCUUUCUAAUUUUCCAUAUCAUCCUUUACAUAAAUUCACGUCUGAAUUUUAAAAUACGGGUUCUGAAAUCAUAAAUGCAAGACGCAAGUCUCGAAUGUUCUCGUUCAUAAAUUAAAAUGAUAUUCAUCUAGGAGAUAGACAUACAAGCUUGCAUAAUAAACUUCCUCAGAUAAUUACAUUUCUUGUCAGAGGUGAUGAGAGAGCGGGGUGGCCAGUCAGACACAAUGGAGAGUGUGAUCUCUUCCCGAAGGUCUUCCUGCGUCUCCCUGGGAGGCGCUGCUCGAUGCCUUACUUGCACAGUGGAGUCCUCUAAAACCCUGCUGAGGGCUUCUGGAGCCAGGAGAAUCACGAAAAGUAACCACGAUAGCGAUUUUUCUGAUGUAUUUUUAUUCCAAAUAAACCUGGUGCCCUCUGGAAA
Echinops telfairi (small Madagascar hedgehog) is the source of this 2064-nucleotide messenger RNA. RefSeq names its product cell growth regulator with ring finger domain 1 (gene CGRRF1). The transcript has 6 exons. Gene Ontology annotation, biological process: negative regulation of cell growth. The record is from RefSeq and is a predicted model, not a curated record. The coding region runs from base 37 to 1074 and encodes 345 amino acids. NCBI's taxonomy places the organism in Eukaryota, Metazoa, Chordata, Mammalia, Afrosoricida, Tenrecidae.